AUGCGACGAAACGGCGAGAUCAAAUUAUGCGAUUUUGGCGCGAGUGGAAAACUGAUCGACUCGGUAGCCCACUCUUUUGUGGGGUCAAGGUCAUACAUGGCGCCGGAACGGAUUUCGGGCCAGUCGUACAACACUUCCUCCGAUGUUUGGAGUCUCGGUUUGACACUGAUCGAGUUGGCAACCGGACAUUAUCCCAUCCCAGCACUGGAGAAUGAAGCUGCCUACUUCACGGGCUUCUCCUCAGACCGCAACACAAACCUCCGUGAACACAUCACCGCUGCUCGGGAGGGGAAAAAACUUCCACCGGUAACAACUCCAGAACAGGCACCUCUGUCAAUCUUUGAAUUGCUGGUGUUGGUCGUCGGUCAGCCAUUGCCACGGUUACCCCGAACAUGCUUUACAGAUGACUUUAUCGACCUAGUCGCCUCGUGUCUGCGAACGGAGGCAACGGAGAGACCGACGUUGGAUGCUCUUCUACGACAUGCCUUCGUGACCACAGUGGCGGGUUUGUUGCCUGUCGGCGCAAACCGACGCAGUUCCAUUCGAUUCCGAUGUGAUCCUUCCACGACAGCUGCAACGGUGACGACCCAUGGAGGAGGGGGAGGUGGUGGAGGAGGAGGAGGAGGAAACAGUGGGGCUAGCUCGGCGCCUGGGGAUGGAAGUGGUGACUUCAAUAUGGACGACAUUGCUUUCUAUCUCUCACACAUCCUACCACCCCACGAUGGGAUCGGCUGA
Molecule: messenger RNA, 735 nt
Organism: Rodentolepis nana
Lineage: Eukaryota; Metazoa; Platyhelminthes; Cestoda; Cyclophyllidea; Hymenolepididae
Source: the annotation of a GenBank genome assembly